UUCCCUAAUAGCGUUAGCGGUUCGUGUUCUAUUAGAAUGUUUAAAUAGCGCGGCCUUUUACUGUACUGGGUGGGUACAUAGAAGGGGCAAAGAUGAGCCGUGCGCUAUGUUUUCUAAACAAUAUCGAAUCAGUAUCGUUCUAACGUCGUUUGUGAUGGCGCCAUGCUGAAUGCGGUCGCGAAUUUGCGAUGUAAACGUAGUGCCUAUUUACGGUACCUCGCACUCGUGUAAUUAUGUAGAUUUUAUCAAAUGCUAAGAAUUUUUUUUCUAACGUAUGCCAGUUUUUAUUUGCCAGUUUUUUUAAUUUAAUUUAAUUUACAAUAAUAAGUGCCAGUAUUUUUUUAUAAUAAUUAUCGUGCGCGCCGCUUUUUCAUGUGGAAUUUUUGAUCGAAGGAGGCUUAAAUGUGCGAUCUAAACACCGCGCCCUUCUCAAGCUAACCUUCAGUGAUAAACAACGCUAGUGCCUUUACGAUCAUCAAUGAAAGCAUUUUCGUCAGCAGCUCAUUAGGGGAUAUUCAUGGUUUUAAUGGACGAAUGUCAGACGGAGGCAAAUCGGUGGGUGGGCGCCCCUCGACCUGGAAUGCCUCCAUCGCCGAUCGCACCCGAGGCCGAAGGUCCGCCGGUCCAAAUGGAACCAGUCGAUCUUAGCGUCAAGACGCCCGUCGUCCUACAGGUCCCAAAGUACCCACCGCAGAGGCUCAAAAAUCCGCCGCCCGCCGCGAAAAUAACGAGCGUCCCAUCGGAAAUUCCUAAAGCAAAUGUGAUAAAACAAGAAUAUUCAACGGCAACUCUCGCACCUACGGCCACCCUACUAGCGCUACAACGAAUAAAAGAUUCGGCAAUCUCAAUCCACAAGCAGACGUGCACGUCCCACGAGACCGUCAACAAUAACAACAACUACGAGGACAGGCAGUUGGAGGACACGACGAUUCGCAGACGAAAAGUGCACCGUUGCGACGUCGUCGGCUGUCAUAAGGUCUACACGAAGAGCUCGCAUCUCAAGGCGCACAAACGGACACACACCGGUGAGAAGCCGUACCAGUGCUCGUGGGAGGGCUGCACCUGGAAGUUUGCACGUUCCGACGAGCUGACCCGGCAUUACCGCAAGCACACCGGGCAGAAACCCUUCAGAUGUCACCUCUGUCAGCGAUCCUUCAGCCGUUCGGACCAUCUAUCCCUUCACAUGAAACGUCACUAGUAUUGUACACGCCUAACCGUCCGUUACCCAUAAUGCACAAAGUUGGUUAUAAGAAAUUUUGAGGAAACACAUCACCGAGCUUACAACCAACUUUGGAACAUUCCCUCUAACUCACAUGGGACACCCCUUUCUUUUACAGCGAAAGUGACAAUGAGGUCCCAUACUCAUCAGUAGUAUUAAUUCCUAAUAUAGACCAAUUUGUAUAUAAGAUUAACUCGUUUAAUAUAUUUUAUGGAAUGGAUCCAAUUCCGAUUAGUGAUAUUUUAAUUAAGUACCUACACUGUAAAAAACAAAUGGAACACGGCGCCAGUAAACAGGCCAAGUAAAGCAUUUAUAAUAGUUUUAGCGUAACUUUAAGGAUAACGUCUUCCAAUCUUUUUUUCUCUAAUUUUUAAGCGAGUAGCAAAAUUUACUUAAGCUUCCCUCCGUUUAUUGCAUUCUCGUCGGACACUAACAAUUUGAAAUACUUGCCAGUUUCCCUACCAAGUGCAAUUAUAGUAUAGGAUAAUUUUAUACAACUUUGAUAUUAUGAACACACCCUUUUUUUUAUUUUUAUGUGUAUAGUAAGUAAUUAACAAUCGCCAGUACUAGGGGCCAGUAUAGUAUAGUGUUAGUUUUUAUCUACCUUAUACCUAUAAUUUAAAACCGAUCUCUAAUAAUGUAAGAGUCUUUUUUCUUACUGAAAUUCUACUGCGUGCAAAGGGCAUUGAUGUCAAGUCGAGACAUUAAAAAGACAAUUUAUAUGAAUCACCUGUAUAUUUAGGGUACCUACUGUAAUUACUUGUGAAUAAUAAGGGUAGUUUUCUAAACAGUUUGUUAUGCAUUGGGAUAUAUUUAUUAAUGUUGUAUUUAAGCUGUUUCAAUAAAUAUGUGGCAGGGUU
Molecule: messenger RNA, 2079 nt
Organism: Photinus pyralis (common eastern firefly)
Lineage: Eukaryota; Metazoa; Arthropoda; Insecta; Coleoptera; Lampyridae
Product: Krueppel-like factor 12
Exons: 7
Coding region: 518-1198 (226 amino acids)
Biological process (GO): regulation of transcription by RNA polymerase II
Molecular function (GO): DNA-binding transcription factor activity, RNA polymerase II-specific; RNA polymerase II cis-regulatory region sequence-specific DNA binding
Source: RefSeq, a predicted model, not a curated record